UUGCUUCGGUGCGCACCGCCUCCGCCCUUGCUGAGCGCUGCCGUCUGCGGGACCCCGAGUAGAUCCGGACGCCCGGGACCGAGUCGAGGAGUCGGGUCUGGGGUAGCCGGUGGUGAAGGAGGAGCCAGGUCCGAGCGGCCAAGCCCAAGGCCCCCCGAACUUGGAGGUGGGAGGCUGAGGCCCCCAAGGGGGCCCCGCCGGGAUGGGCAACCUGGAGAGUGCCGAAGGGGGCCCGGGCGAGCCGCCGUCUGUUCCGCUGCUGCUGCCGCCCGGCAAGAUGCCGAUGCCUGAGCCCUGUGAGCUGGAGGAGAGGUUCGCCCUGGUAUUGAGCUCUAUGAACCUGCCUCCCGACAAGGCCCGGCUCCUGCGGCAGUACGACAAUGAGAAGAAGUGGGAUCUGAUCUGUGACCAGGAACGAUUCCAGGUGAAGAAUCCUCCCCACACUUAUAUCCAGAAACUCCAGAGCUUCUUGGACCCCAGUGUAACUCGGAAGAAGUUCAGGAGGAGAGUUCAGGAGUCAACCAAAGUACUAAGGGAGCUGGAGAUCUCACUUCGUACCAACCAUAUUGGAUGGGUACGGGAGUUUCUGAAUGAUGAAAACAAAGGCCUGGAUGUGCUGGUGGAUUACUUGUCCUUUGCCCAAUGUUCUGUCAUGUACAGCACUCUCCCAGGGCGCAGGGCCCUGAAGAACUCCCGCCUGGUGAGCCAGAAGGAUGACGUCCAUGUCUGCAUCCUGUGUCUCAGAGCCAUCAUGAACUAUCAGUAUGGAUUCAACCUGGUCAUGUCCCACCCCCAUGCUGUCAAUGAGAUUGCGCUCAGUCUCAACAAUAAGAACCCAAGGACCAAAGCCCUUGUCUUGGAACUCCUGGCAGCUGUGUGUUUGGUGCGGGGAGGUCAUGAAAUAAUUCUUGCUGCCUUUGACAAUUUCAAAGAGGUAUGCAAGGAGCUGCACCGCUUUGAGAAGCUCAUGGAGUAUUUCCGGAAUGAGGACAGCAACAUCGACUUCAUGGUGGCCUGCAUGCAGUUUAUCAACAUCGUGGUGCACUCGGUGGAGGAUAUGAACUUCCGGGUCCACCUGCAGUAUGAGUUCACCAAGCUGGGGCUGGAGGAGUUCCUGCAGAAGUCAAGGCACACAGAGAGCGAGAAGCUGCAGGUGCAGAUCCAGGCAUACUUGGACAAUGUCUUUGAUGUGGGGGGCUUGUUGGAGGAUGCAGAGACCAAGAAUGUGGCCCUGGAGAAGGUGGAGGAGCUGGAAGAGCAUGUGUCCCAUCUCACAGAGAAGCUUCUGGACUUAGAAAAUGAGAACAUGAUGCGGGUGGCAGAGCUUGAGAAGCAGCUGCUGCAGAGGGAAAAGGAGCUGGAAAGCAUCAAGGAGACAUACGAGAACACGAGCCACCAGGUGCACACCCUGCGGAGGCUCAUUAAAGAGAAGGAGGAGGCCUUCCAGCGCCGAUGCCACUUGGAGCCAAGUGCCCGGGGCCUGGAGUCAUUGGGUGGCGAGGCUCUAGCGAGGGUAGGCCCUACAGAGCUGAGUGAGGGCAUGCUGCCCUCUGACCUGGACCUCCUGGCUCCAGCCCCACCCCCUGAAGAGACCCAACCUCUGCCUCCACCACCAGCUCCUCCUUUGCCCCCUCCACCUCCCCCAUUACCAGGCAAAUGUCCACCAGCCCCACCUCUCCCUGGCGCUGCUCCCUCUGUGGUAUUGACAGUGGGCCUGUCAGCCAUUCGCAUCAAGAAACCUAUCAAGACCAAGUUCCGGCUGCCAGUCUUCAACUGGACAGCGCUGAAACCCAACCAGAUCAGUGGCACUGUCUUCAGUGAACUUGAUGAUGAGAAGAUCUUGGAGGACCUGGACCUGGACAAAUUUGAAGAACUGUUCAAAACGAAAGCCCAGGGCCCUGCCCUUGACCUCAUCUGCUCCAAGAAUAAGACAGCACAAAAGGCUGCCAGUAAGGUGACCUUGUUGGAAGCCAAUCGUGCCAAGAACCUGGCCAUCACCCUACGCAAGGCUGGCCGCUCAGCUGAGGAGAUCUGCAGGGCCAUCCACACGUUUGACCUACAGACACUACCUGUGGAUUUCGUGGAGUGCCUGAUGCGCUUCCUGCCCACAGAGGCUGAGGUGAAGCUGCUGCGGCAGUAUGAGCGCGAGCGGCAGCCCCUGGAGGAGCUGGCAGCUGAGGACCGCUUCAUGCUGCUUUUUAGCAAGGUGGAGCGGCUGACCCAGAGAAUGGCUGGCAUGGCCUUCCUAGGCAACUUCCAGGACAACCUGCAGAUGCUCACGCCGCAACUCAAUGCCAUCAUUGCAGCCUCCGCUUCCGUUAAGUCCUCACAGAAGCUGAAGCAGAUGUUGGAGAUCAUACUCGCUCUAGGGAACUACAUGAACAGCAGCAAAAGGGGAGCUGUAUAUGGGUUUAAGCUCCAGAGCCUGGAUCUGCUGCUGGACACCAAGUCCACUGACCGGAAGAUGACGCUGCUGCAUUUCAUUGCCUUGACGGUGAAGGAGAAAUACCCAGACCUGGCUAACUUCUGGCAUGAGCUACACUUUGUAGAGAAGGCUGCAGCAGUGUCCCUGGAGAACGUGCUGCUGGAUGUGAAAGAGUUGGGCCGGGGCAUGGACCUGAUUCGUCGGGAGUGCAGUCUCCAUGAUAAUAGUGUCCUUCGGAACUUCCUCAGCACCAAUGAAGGCAAACUGGACAAGCUCCAGCGAGACGCCAAGACGGCUGAGGAGGCCUACAAUGCAGUUGUUCGCUACUUUGGUGAGAGUCCCAAGACCACACCUCCUUCUGUAUUCUUUCCAGUCUUUGUCCGUUUCAUUCGUUCUUAUAAGGAAGCAGAACAAGAGAAUGAAGCCCGUAAGAAGCAGGAGGAAGUAAUGCGAGAGAAGCAGCUGGCUCAGGAAGCCAAGAAACUGGAUGCCAAGACCCCAUCCCAGCGGAACAAGUGGCAGCAGCAGGAGCUCAUUGCAGAGUUGAGGCGGCGCCAGGCCAAGGAACACCGGCCUGUGUAUGAGGGGAAGGACGGUACCAUCGAGGACAUCAUCACAGGCCUCCACCACCAGCCCAUUGUUGUUCGACAUCAAGCCAGGAGUGCUGCACCGCCCAGUGGCCCCCCUCGGGCUCCAGGGCCCCACUGA
Molecule: messenger RNA, 3133 nt
Organism: Orycteropus afer afer
Lineage: Eukaryota; Metazoa; Chordata; Mammalia; Tubulidentata; Orycteropodidae
Source: RefSeq, a predicted model, not a curated record